This is a messenger RNA of Agrilus planipennis (emerald ash borer), 769 nucleotides long. RefSeq names its product FAD-linked sulfhydryl oxidase ALR (gene Alr). The transcript is spliced from 3 exons. The record is from RefSeq and is a predicted model, not a curated record. Lineage: Eukaryota; Metazoa; Arthropoda; Insecta; Coleoptera; Buprestidae. Gene Ontology annotation, molecular function: flavin adenine dinucleotide binding; flavin-dependent sulfhydryl oxidase activity. The coding region runs from base 191 to 691 and encodes 166 amino acids. Gene Ontology annotation, cellular component: mitochondrion.
GACCCCCCUCUCCUCCUCAUAACCAUAUCUUAACCUUAAAUAUUUCUUAAAUAAAAUGUUUUCACAACAUUGUAAAAUACUGCCAUAAAUAUUGCAAUCUUUUGUAUUACUUAAUUUAACUCAAGGAAGUAUUAUAAUUUCUUAAAACAUUUAUAAUUUUAUUAAACGACCCAAGUGUUAAUGGAUCGGUAUGUCGAGACGUUCAGGUCCGUUAGAUGAGCAGCCCUGUAGGCAGUGCACAUCGUUUAAAGAUUUUUUAAAAGGCGGCUUUAAUAAUAAGUCAGAGGGCGAAGACGUAGGUGCUUGUCCUGCUAUUGGUUUUCUUCCAGUUAGGGACGAUUGUCCACUCGAUAAAGAUGAAUUGGGAAAUAAGACAUGGGGUCUAUUACAUACCAUGGCAGCUAAAUAUCCAGAUAAACCAACUUGUGAACAAAAAGUUGAUAUGAAAAAUUUCUUUAGAAUAUUUUCAAAAUUUUAUCCUUGUGAACAUUGUGCUGCAGAUUUAAGAGAAGAAUUAACAUCAAAUCCGCCAAAAGUCGAGUCACAAGCGGACUUCAGUCAGUGGUUGUGUGAUCUUCACAAUAAAAUAAAUGUUAAGUUAGGGAAAGAAAAAUUUGACUGUUCUAAAGUGAAUGAAAGGUGGAGAGAUGGGUGGCUCGAUGGCUCUUGUGAUUACUUGCCCCCUUCAUAGCCUUUUAUUAAUAGAUUAUGAUGUAAAGAUAGUAGUAAGGUUGUAGUCACAAAACAGUAAAGAGGUUUUUUAUUAUCA